This is a messenger RNA of Lactuca sativa (garden lettuce), 2063 nucleotides long. RefSeq names its product transcription factor TCP18. Lineage: Eukaryota; Viridiplantae; Streptophyta; Magnoliopsida; Asterales; Asteraceae. Gene Ontology annotation, cellular component: nucleus. Gene Ontology annotation, molecular function: sequence-specific DNA binding; DNA-binding transcription factor activity. The record is from RefSeq and is a predicted model, not a curated record. Gene Ontology annotation, biological process: regulation of secondary shoot formation.
UCUUUUCCCUUCUCUUCAUCUUCACCAAAUAUUGCUCAACUUUACCCCCAAAAGUAGAGAGAGAAAGACGAAGAUAGCUCCUUGUCUCCAUUAUUAAUAAAUGGCCUCUUGAGCGUUCUUGACCAAUGAGAUAACUAAGACAUUAUAGGAAAAAUGGGCCUAGCUCCCUUUCUCUCACCAUCAGUAUAUAUGUCUACAGCUCUAUGAUGACUAUUAUAGCAUGCUUGCCAGUCUCUCUCUCUCUCUCUCUCUCUCUCUCUCUCUCUCUCUCUCUCUCUCUCUCUCUCUCUCUCUCUCUCUCUAUGUACCUUCUUCUUCAUGCUUUCUUAUGCUUAAUUUUGUACUCCUCAAAGUUACAGUUAUGUUGAGCUGUCUUAAUUUCUAACAAUAUUGCUUCUUGUAAAGAGCAAGCUCUUUUAUUAUCAAGCUCCCCUUUAGAUCUAGUAUUGAUUUGGUCUAGAUUCACAUAACUAUACGUAGCUUUCUGGAGGCUAAAGAUAAGAGAUGCAUCCCUCUUCCAACAACAAUGGGUGCAAACCACCAAAGACUUCUUUUUUUGGUAAUUACUACAAUGAUACCAACUAUUCAAGAGCCCUUCAAGAAUAUUAUUAUCCUCCAUCUUUCCUCCUCCCAUCCCCUAAUUACAUUCCUUUAGAAGAUGAAGCCGUCUUCUGCGAGUCCUUCCAACAACAACAAUAUUUCUCCAACGAUCAUCAUAACCACCUAGCUCAUGAGAUGACUACUAAUGUUGAAUCUAUCAUGGGAGAGUGUGGUAGUAACAAUGGACAGGUUGCUAGGAAUGACGGAGAUGAUGAACCCUACGACUUUAGUACUCACGCGGAGCCUGAAAGUAGCAGCCCAAGGAAGAGACAUUCUAAAGGAGAUCGGCAUAGCAAGAUUGACACCGCUCGAGGCCCCAGAGAUCGAAGGAUGAGAUUGUCCCUCGAUGUUGCUAAAAAGUUGUUUGGUUUGCAAGACUUGCUUGGAUUUGAUAAGGCCAGCAAGACAGUCGAUUGGCUGCUCACAAAAUCAAGAACUGCCAUUCUUGAACUUCUUCCUGACCGGAGCUGCAGCUUUAUGGGUGUAUCUAAUUACAGUGCAUCUUCUACUUCAGAAUGUGAGGUUCUAUCUGGAACAGCAGCUGAUCAGUCUAUGCUAAAGACUGGAGAUGAUCAAGCACCUACUACAAAUAAUAAUAAUAAGGAAAAGUCUACUUCUGGAUGCAGCAUCAAAAAACACAAGGAAAAGAUUGCUAGAGGAGUACUUAGAAGAAGUGCAGGUCUUCAUCACCCUAUUGCUAAAGCAACAAGGGAAAGGGCAAGAGUAAGGGCAAGGGAGAGGACAAUCGAAAAGAGAAGUAUUAAUAAUAAGAUCGGUGUUGCUCAAGAUUCAAAAUGUAGACCAUGUCUAGAUCAGGUAUUAAUGAAUCAACAUGAAAGCCAAUUAGGUUCUUGGAGCAUCUUCGAAGAAAACCAAUGUCAAACCACUGGUCAACCCGAUCAAAUGAGCUCUCACUUCCAGUUUAAGCAAGGAUUUGUUGGUCAUAAUUCUUCACCGAUGAUGACAGGCAAUUGGAGCCCGUCCUACAUGCUCAAUUAUCAGCAUAAUAUUGCCGGUCUAGCACAUGAGCAUCAUUCUAAUGACUUUCAAGCAAUUGGUAAAUCAUGGGAAGGCAAUUAACAGCACUUAGUGCACUAACAUAUUAAGCUACGAGGUCUGGUUCUUCUCUUUGUGGAUUUUAUCAAAGGAAGAUUCUACAAGACAUCGUAAUAUAUGGUGGAGAAAGUAAAGAGAAUGUCAUGCAUGUGGGCGAUACCUUUUAGAUAAAAUCCGGCAGCCGCAUGCCGAUAGUCGGCCAUGUCCGUCGAUCAAUUUACGAAACGUCCCCUCCUCGAUUCUCAUUUCAUCGUACGAUUUUGUCUUUUCCAAAGUCCCCACCGAUCACUUGGUCAAAUAUAUCAUGCUCUCUAGAAAUCAAAUUAUUUUUUAUUGUAUCCUUUGAUUUAAAAAAAAAAAAAAAAAAAAAAAGAAUAUCAUAGUUGAUAACUGACUUUAGAUGAAAA